AGCAGAUUAUAAUGCAGCAUGACUUCAGGAAAUCAGUCAGUACACAGCAAAGGAAAGGUGGAAUCACAAAUGAGCUGGGGGAAAAUAUAAAAUGAGCUCUGACCUGAAGGAAAGAAUGAACUAUUUGCUUUAUAUGCAAAUUAUGUCUGCACAGGUCUUACUUUCAGGUACAUUUGAUGUUGCUGUGUCGAAGACCACAUUGGUAGGAAUCCACAAACAAAGUAUUGUCCUUGGAUGCUGUUUUACUAUUGAUAGUGGUUUGCCAUUGGACCAUAUAAUCAUCACCUGGCAACGUGCCAAGGGCAAUGACGUGGUGCACAGUUAUUAUUAUGGCAAAGACCAACUCAGUCUACAGAGUGAGCAGUAUUCGGGCAGAACAAGUCUAUUUCCAGAGGAAUUCAAACAUGGCAAUGCUUCAUUGAAGCUAACAGGAGUGAGAGCUGAGGAUGCUGGACAGUAUGUGUGUUUUGUCAGCAAUAUACUAGGAAGUGCCAAAGGGACAAUUUCAUUGAAGUUUGCAGCUUACUACAGGGAUCCACAACUGCUCAUCAAACUUGAACCAUCCAGUUCAACUUUCAUUCUAGAAUCUCAAGGUUAUCCUGAGCCAUCUGUUUUCUGGUAUUGUGCAGAAGAUAAAAAUAUGUUCCUUCAGCCUGAAAUUUCAUUUGUUAAAAGUGAAGACGGUCUUUACUCAUUCCAAAGUAUUCUUAAAGUUGAUAACGCAAAGUUGAACUGUAGCCAUGUGGUUGAAAUUCAGAACUCCCCUGUUAACCAGACUGUUACCAGGAAAUUCAACCUCCUCUUACUCCAACAAGAUAGUCAGCAACAAAACCCCAACAAAAACACGUGGAUUGCUCUCAGCUCCUGUUCAAUAAUGAUAUUUGUAGCAAUUAUUGUUCUGGUAUUGCUAAUCUGUAAAAGGAAACAUUCUCAAGAACAGAAAACUGAAGAAAAAAGAAAGUGUGCAUUUAUAUGAGUGAUCCCAUGAAUGGAACAGUUAACUUUUGUUCAUUAUCAUUGAUAGGCAAGGGCAGUAUCUUAUUUUCUACUGUUAGAAAGCAGAAGUUCAAGAAGAAAGCCCAUCCUGUGUGGUGAAGGUACUUCCACAGUGCUGUUAGCAAGGGAGUUACUGGGUGUUGAGCCAGCAACAAUAAAGAAACAGUGCUAUAUGUUGUAAUUAACGUUGGAAGCGAACUUGGAGGUAAAGCUCUUCCAUUGCAGCUACUUGUUCAUCCAGGUGUUGAAGACACAGCUGAAGAAGCAGCGUUUCUCCUAUAGAUUCUACCUAUUGUAACCACAGUGCAUCUUUAAUGCACUACACGUAAUGCUAGGACUAAGUUUUGAUCACUAAAAAAUACACUGUUUCUAAACCCACAAGGUCUGUGCUCAUUCUAUGAAUGACUACAGUUUAUAUCUCUGGAGUUAUGUAGAAGUUGUUCUCUGCUUUCCCAUCCCAUGUCCUUCUAAAUCAUGGAUUAAAAUACAAUAAUGUUUUGAAGCUCAUGAGCAGCUAGCAGUGAGAAUAUGAUGCAUAAAUAGAUAGCUCUGGUUAGCUUAACUUUCAGCUGCAGCUUUUCAAUGACUGAGGUUAUUUCAAAUUUGAUCAUUUCCGGCUUACAUAGUGAAGCUCAUAAUACAGAUAUAUUAAUCAUAAAACAAACAGCCAGAAUCUUCCAAUUACACAAACAGAAAACAGAGAUGGACAGGCAAAGACAAAUGAAGUCCUGUAAGGGGUUCGAUGUACAUUGUUGCCAGCAGAAAAAGUUGUUUUCCACCCUAAAGUUGAAGGAGAAAGAUUGAGCUCCAGAAAAUAACAUGAUGCUUAAUUAAAUAGGCAUCGAGUACAAAUGUCAAAAGCUGUGGCCCCAGAAGUUCACCAUCUGUGAUCCAGGAGUGGUGCAGAUAUCAGGGUCACUGGUGCCUUCUGUGUGGUCCUGCCAGUGUUUGUCAAGUCACCAAGAAGUUAUCUAGUUUGCCUGUGCUGGAGAGUACCAGUGCUGCUAUCGAUGCAUUUUCAGUGCAGCUACAAUAUCUGCCAUAGCAAGUGAGUAACCAAGGCCCUCUCUACUGGCCUGUCAGACCUUAGUCAUAACUCUUGCAGCUGUUCUACUCCACAAAGCCAUGCAGUGAAGGAUAGAACUGGAGCUAAUGUUUACAAAUUUUUGUAAUUUUUUUAAGGAGAUGCACAUUUCGAACAUAUCCCUAAUUAUGCUACCACACCAACUAUUUAUAGGUGGACAAGUGAAGUCCCAGUUAUGGCCCACCCGCUUUGUACAAUUAAACACAAUUAAUAUACAAUUAACAUUGGCCUCCUUAUUUGGGGAUGAUCAAGUAAGUUUUAAAAAAAAUUAGUCCAACUUUUGGGGAUCCUCUGGGGGUGAUCCACUUAAGCCUAUUUAGGGGCAAGUAUUAUUCACCUCAUCUGGCAUCUCAACCCAGUGUUGGAAACCAAAAACAGUAGUGCAGCUGGAAACCUUGUUUUUGGGAGACCCUGGUCCUAGUGUAGCCUUAUUAACAUUUGCUGUAAAAGGAGAAGAUAGCAGAAUCUUUCUACUACUUAAAACAGGGUCUCAGUCAUGUUCUCUCUGGUUCUGUCACAUUCCUGCCAAAUUGAAGUUGAGCAGAACCUAUGUGGACUUUUAGGGCCAAGAGUUUAUGCAAUAUGCCUUUACUUGUUUUGUAUUCAAUAUUUAAUAAUUUCUUCACAAUAAAUACCUGAUUCUAAUCUAAUGCAUCCUGUAAGUUUGGUUCACGGUCAGAUUGAUCACCUGAUGUACAUGCCCACAAUUUUAUAUUCAAAUCACUUCAUUGGAGCCAAAUAUCAGACAGGACGUAAACCCCAAAUGAAGCCCAUUUCGGGUGGGACACAGACAUUUGGACACUACUGUAAUCUGAUGCGUUUCCAUCUGGCAGUUUGUGAAUGUGAUCCUUCAAAAAGAGGGCUUAAAUUCAAUUCUUAACAGAAAUAAUAAGCACUGCCUGAA
Messenger RNA from Rhincodon typus (whale shark), 2984 nucleotides. Its product is annotated as CD276 antigen-like. The coding region runs from base 92 to 976 and encodes 294 amino acids. Gene Ontology annotation, cellular component: external side of plasma membrane. The transcript is spliced from 5 exons. Gene Ontology annotation, biological process: negative regulation of T cell proliferation; cellular response to lipopolysaccharide; T cell costimulation. NCBI's taxonomy places the organism in Eukaryota, Metazoa, Chordata, Chondrichthyes, Orectolobiformes, Rhincodontidae. The record is from RefSeq and is a predicted model, not a curated record.